Molecule: messenger RNA, 2421 nt
Organism: Aureobasidium subglaciale EXF-2481
Lineage: Eukaryota; Fungi; Ascomycota; Dothideomycetes; Dothideales; Saccotheciaceae
Product: glycosyltransferase family 1 protein
Exons: 5
Coding region: 1-2421 (806 amino acids)
Biological process (GO): carbohydrate metabolic process
Molecular function (GO): hexosyltransferase activity; UDP-glycosyltransferase activity
Source: RefSeq, a predicted model, not a curated record
AUGGCUUGGGAUACAGACGAUGGACGCAUUGACAUCGACUAUAAUUCGCGCUUAGUGCGAACCUUCUCGAAUUUCUUCCCUUCCACGGUACCCGAAGACUCACAGUCAGCUCCUCCUGACUACGACUUCAAGGUCCCGCCGAGUCAGACAUGGGAUAUUAAACUUAACCUCGUCAUCCAGGUCGUGGGUAGUCGUGGAGAUGUACAACCCUUCAUCGCUCUGGGUUGUGAACUACAGAAAUAUGGACACAGGAUUCGGCUCGCAACUCACGAUAUGUUUGCCUCAUUUGUACGAAAGGCUGGUCUUGAAUUUUACCCCAUAGGAGGUGAUCCGGCAUCACUAAUGGCCUACAUGGUCAAGAACCCAAGUCUCAUGCCAUCCAUGAAGACAAUGAUGUCGGGUGAGAUUGGUCGCAAACGUCAGAUGGUCGCAGAGAUGUUGUCAGGCUGCUGGGACUCGUGCAUCUUGCCUGAUACACUGACAGAUGAGCCCUUCGUUGCCGAUGCCAUCAUCGCAAAUCCUCCGAGCUUUGCACAUGUGCAUUGUGCACAAGCCUUGGGUAUCCCAGUGCAUCUCAUGUUCACGAUGCCUUGGAGCGCCACCCGCGCUUUUCCUCAUCCACUAGCAAACUUAUCAAACGUCGACGGCGACCAUGCGGCAGCCAAUUACUUAUCAUAUCAUGUGGUAGAAUGGAUGACGUGGCAAGGGUUGGGUGAUGUGAUCAAUGAUUGGCGCGAGAGUAUUCAGCUUGAGCCUAUCAACUUGCUUGAUGGACCUGCUUUGGCCAAGAUGCUCAGAGUUCCAUUCACGUACUGUUGGUCACCGGCAUUGGUACCCAAGCCUCGCGACUGGCCCGAGUAUAUCGACGUCUGUGGAUUCUUCUUCCGGGACACACCAAAAUACACGCCGAAGUCUGAUCUCGCCGACUUCUUAGCCGCAGGACCUCCGCCUGUGUACAUUGGCUUCGGCAGCAUCGUGCUCGACGAUCCAGCAAAGAUGCUGGCCACAAUUCUCGAGGCCGUGAAGAUCUCUGGUGUUCGGGCCAUCAUCUCGAAAGGAUGGUCGGAGCUUGGAGGCGAUGCGGGCGAGAACAUAUACUACAUUGGCGACUGUCCUCAUGAAUGGCUAUUCCCACGUAUGGCAGCAGUCGUACACCAUGGUGGUGCAGGCACCACCGCUUGUGGUAUCAAGAAUGGAAUUCCGACGCUCGUCUGUCCGUUCUUUGGAGAUCAACCUUUCUGGGGCCAUAUGAUCGCUAGUGCGGGUGCUGGGCCUGAACCUUUGGCCCCUCGUGAUAUGACUGGUAUCACGCUCGCUGAAGCCAUCCGAUUCUUGAUCAGGGACGAAACAAAGGCAGCAGCGAUGGCAAUUGCUCAGCGUAUGGAGAGCGAAGAGGGAGUCCGGGCUGCAGUCGACUCUUUCCACAGACAUCUCCCUGUCGAGAUGAUGAAGUGCGAUCUGAUUCCAGACCAGCCAGCUGCUUGGAUUGUGAAAUCAGGCCGCAAGCAGAUUAAGAUGUCGAAAAUGGCGGUUGAGGUCAUAACAUCGCAACGCAGUGGAUUACGCAAGGACCUCAAGACCUACCAGUCGAAACCCAUCACGAUAGAACCCACUCGUUGGGAUCCCUUGAGCGGUGGAGCCUCUGCUGUACUAGCUACAUCCAUGGAUCUUACAGGUUGCAUCACCGGUAUGGUUACCCAGCCGAUCAAAGUAUACGGCGACGAGAAGCGAAGACAAAACAGAGCAGAUGCAAUCGGCGCGCUAGUUGAUGGACAACGACUAGAUGUGCCCGACCUCAAGAGCUCAGGCGCAAGCAUUCGUACAACCACAUCAACAAACUCACGUAGAUCAGAGCGUUCAGCAGGAGGCCAAGCAGCGUUGGCAGGAGUUAAAAGCAUCGUCAACUUUGCCCCCAAAGCGUUAAAAGGGAUGACAGUCGACAUUCCAAUGGCUAUAACAGAGGGUCUUCGCACGGCGCCGAGACACUACGGCGAUAACGUUCGAGACAAUGGCAAAGUGACUGGCGUAGGUAGUGGCUUUGCAGUCGCUGGCAAGACAUUUGCAUGGGGCAUGAUAGAUGGUAUAUCUGGUGUAGUUGUACAACCUUACAAGGAGGGCAAGAAGUCAGGAGCCUCAGGCGUGGCAACAGGUCUUGGUAGAGGGUUGGCUGGACUGGCAACAAAGACUGGAGCUGGAAUGUUUGGUAUGUUCGCGUACCCAGCAGCUGGUAUUGCCAAGAGUGUACGUUCUGCGGUGUACAGUCGCACACGGAAGCUUGUCGAGGCACAGCGCGGUGCUGAAGGUCAAUGGAUGGCUGAGCACCAAAAGUGGUCGGCAAGCGAGGUCGCCGCUCUGAUGGAGAAGUUCGACGCUUUGGGGUCUCAAGAUGGUCGGAGAGCAAAAGGAAAGGCCAAGCAAUGA